This is a messenger RNA of Lucilia sericata (common green bottle fly), 2399 nucleotides long. RefSeq names its product protein turtle-like. Gene Ontology annotation, biological process: dendrite self-avoidance; axon guidance; homophilic cell-cell adhesion. Gene Ontology annotation, molecular function: cell-cell adhesion mediator activity. The annotation marks the transcript as partial. The record is from RefSeq and is a predicted model, not a curated record. NCBI's taxonomy places the organism in Eukaryota, Metazoa, Arthropoda, Insecta, Diptera, Calliphoridae. Gene Ontology annotation, cellular component: axon; plasma membrane. The transcript has 7 exons.
GUGCUCGAUAAGCGAACGUGUGCGUCUUUUGGAUUAAAAUCGAAUACUGUAACGACGGGAAAUCUUAAAAAAAAAUAUAUAUAAAAGAAAAUACAAAAAAGUUUAUGUGUGUGUUCUAAUAAAAAUUGUUUUUAUAAGGAAAAAGUAGAGGAAAUUACAAAAAAUAAAAGAAAAUAAGAAUUUUCUUAUGAUUUGUUUAAAAAUUUGUUGUAAUUUUUGAAAAUAAAAACCCCCUUUCGGAAAAAGUAAUGACCAGUGAAAAAGAAAAGUGUUAAAGAAAAUCAAAUUGGAAAAAUUAAAGUGCUUAGUGGUUUUAACAUUAGUCAAACUUAAACAAUCAACGAAUUAAGUAAAAAUUUCAAAUUAAAAAAAAAAUAUCCUGCAAUAAUUUAACUUUUCCCAAGAAAAAAAGAAAUCCAACAACCCUUAAUAAAACACCUGCAAAUCAAUCAGUCAAAAUUUUAAAGAAAGAAAAAAUACAUACAAAUAAAUCAAAACAAAUAUUGCUUUUGUUUGAAUACCUGGUUGACAGCAAAGAAACAACAACGAUUACCAAACAAAAUAAAGUGCUAAACGCUUAGAUGUCUAAAUCAAUGAAUCUGUUCAGUUUUAUGUUUUCAUUUUGCUAAACAAGUGUUAUUUUUUAAAUCAAUCAAAACCAUUAUCCUUUUGUAAAGGAAUACAAAAAUAUCAUUCAUAUUAAGUGUAAAGUUUCUAAUUUAGUUUCUAUUAUUCUUUGCUAAAGUGUAACUAACAUUUUAAUAGAUUUAUAAAAAAAUAGUGAUUUUUGCUGCUGUUAAAAUCUCCACGUGUUCCUGAAUUUAUUUUCCAAUUUUUUGGAAUAUAUUUUUUUGUUCGUUCUGCAAUAACAACUAAUAACUUAUCUUGCAUGGUUUCAUAUAUUGGAUAAUGUGUGUUAAACAAAGAUGACGCCGCUGCAAUGAGGACGAUCCAUUAGCGGCAUUGACUAUGGGACCAGAGGCAUGGGCAUGUGUGCGGACCCUGGGUCUUACCGGUGGUGUCAGGCAUUAAGCCGAACGCGAUCAUCGUUCGCCACAAACAAUAACAAAAACCAACAACUAAAUUUAAAUUCAAACAAACAUAAAAACUACAACAACAAAUUGAAAAACUGUAGCCGCAAAAAUAAAAAACAUAAUAGCUUUAACCAUAAUAAGCUAAAUAUAGCAAUCCAACAACAGCAGCAGCAACAACAACAUAACGAUUAUCAAAUACGUUAUCGACCAACCUCAACAACAACACCAACAAUAUUACCCACAACCUUACAGAAACCUUCAACUUCAAAUUGUCUACUAACAACAACGAUACUGGAGACGUUAAAGUUUUGUGAUCCAACAGCAACAACAGCGUCUCACCUUCAAUAUAAUUUACCACCAUAUAGUACGACGACAGCAACUACAACAACAGAUUACCGAGGAAAAUCAACGAUAAGUUUUAAGAAAAUUCUACAAAAAUCUGAACAUAUUUGUUGUUGGCUGAAAUCAUCAUUUCAAUUCACAAUAUUGUUAUUUAUCAUUUUACUUUUAACAAAAUCAACCUAUGCCAAUAACAAUAUACCGGAAGAUGCUGUCCAUAUCACAGCCAUACUCGGUGAAGGUGUCAUCUUCAAUUGUCACGUUGAAUUUCCCAAUGAUCAUCCAGUCCCGUACGUCCUACAGUGGGACAAGAAGGGCUCGGAUCUACCGAUAUACAUUUGGUAUGAAAGCUAUCCAGAACACAUCGAAGACGGUUAUAAGGGACGUGUGUCGCGUGUGUCACCGGACUCACCAUUCGGUUCGGCAUCACUUAAUCUGACCAAUAUCAAAGAGUCGGAUCAAGGCUGGUAUGAGUGUAAAGUUGUAUUUUUAAAUCGUGAUCCCAAGCAACAUAAGAACGGUACAUGGUUCCAUUUAGAUGUACAUGCACCGCCCCGUUUUAGCGUAACACCAGAUGAUAUUAUUUAUGUUAAUUUAGGUGAUUCAAUUAUAUUAAAUUGCCAAGCUGAUGGCACACCCACACCCGAAAUUCUAUGGUACAAAGAUGCUAAUCCCGUUGAUCCUUCGCCUACUGUUGGCAUCUUUAAUGAUGGCACCGAAUUACGGAUCUCCACAAUACGGCACGAGGAUAUCGGAGAAUAUACUUGCAUUGCACGCAAUGGUGAGGGACAAGUCUCCCAUACGGCCCGUGUUAUAAUAGCGGGCGGCGCUGUAAUCAUGCCGGAUAACGGAAAUGCUAAAAACAUACAAACCACCAUCACUACUACUACUACUACAACUACAGCAAGAACAACUGCUUCUUCUACUUCGUCUAUUUCUACCGUUAAUAAAACCAAACUCAAAACCAACACCAACCAACGCCGUAAACUUAUUAAAACAAGUGCUAAGAAUAGAAUUGUUAUAACU